AUGCCAUGUCUAAGAGCCUACACAAUCGAGCUGCAAUUCCUUGGAAAGUUGUUCAGUUUGUGUGUUCGCAGCUUCUUCGAUCCAUUUUUCGAAUCCGUGGGGAAAAUUUUCGGUGGAGUAAAAAUUGAACGAAAAACCUUUCAAGUAUGAUGCUACUGUUCGAAAAAAAAAAUUGCGAGUAUCCUACAUGUACUUGUAGAGACCUUUUAUUACCAAGGCCCUAUUUUUUCUCGGGAUAGUCGACGGACCUGGGUGUGCUCGCUUGAGCCAGGGAGGAAAUGUUUCUAACUAAACGGGAGUGUUACGCUGCUCUUCCUUACACCCUUCUUCUCCUUGACUAUUUUCAAGCGAGAAAGAACGGCCUGUGGUCGAAGCACGUGGCUUUUGCAUUUUGGUAUCUCGGUAAUAGCUAGGUUCAUAACUGGGAAACUCUGGGAUUCCGCGGAAUAAGAUUACAUACAAAGUCAUGGGGUUUCAGCAGCUUCUACGCCCCACAUCCCCUUUGGCGGGUAGACCGCUGUGUCGAGCUGUGGAAGCGUUGCAAACUACAGUCACAUUUCUGGUCAAAUUUAUUAGUUUUGACAACCUUAUAUGAAUAAAUAUAACAUUAUGUGACUGAAUUAUUUAUUCCGAGUGAUGUAAAGCGCAAUCUCCUUUUCCUAUAUCGAGUGCGUUUGGAAGUUGCAUUUACGUUUUAACAUAUGUAACCCAUCGAAUUCACCAUUCCAUGCCACUGACAAGUUAUAAGAAUUAAUUUAAUACUCCACGUUGUUUUUAAUGUGACUAUUCAUGGAAAUCAGUAGAUUUUUAAAAUGCCAUAAACAAAACGAAAAAGAAUGUAGUUUCCGCUACUGAAACAAUCACUAUAAACGCUUUUUUGGGAAAGUACAUUUUAUUACGUCUGUGUGAACUGAAUUUGCUAAAACGUGUCCCCCGGGGUUUCUCUUGAACACGGGUAUCGUCCAUUUUAAAGCCAGGGAGCCCAAACAAAAAUGUAUCGGUCUUUCCGUCCGCACUGAAACCGGUGCUUGUAGAUAGGUCCAGGUCGGUAGGUAAGUAGUUCUAGCCGGGAUUUGGUAGGGGGAACUUCAGAUACUCUGGUAAGUGUUUUUAGUGAGAAAGCAGUGCAAAGUCAAGGAAUUUUCCCCGUGGGCUAGCCCAGCCAAAUCAAUGCUCUGACUGAUAAUCAUAAUGCUAAUUGCAGAGCUCGGGGACAGCGAUUGACUAGUCAUAAGUGUCAUGGGUGGGGAGUGUGAGUUCUUGAUUCUUGGACUUGAGCUGACUUGGCUCUCUAGAGGAUGAGUGCAGGCACCUUCUAUCAAGAUCCAGUCAGACACAAAGAGAUAAUUCUUUUCGACCGAGACGGGUUGGAGAGGCACAGGGUUGGGGCGAGGGCUCUCCCUGCCCGCUCACGGUCCUGCCCGCGCCUUUUUUUCCCGUCUCUUUUCUUAAGCACCCGAUACCUCACGGUUAGAUUAACCGCGACGACGGAAACCUGAGUGCUAGAUACGGCAGAACAGGUUACAUUUUCAUUUUGAAUGCUAUUGUCAAAAUUUUAAAGAUUCAACGAAAAGCUAGUUUAUCUUCUUCCUAUUUUCCUUUAUUUUUUUUUUCGUGAUGCAAUAAGCCAGUGCAAACUUACUACGUCCUCCUCACAAACCCUCUCCUUGUUUUUGUUUAAAUACCUUUUGAAACACAAAGAACAAACUACCAGUCAAAUUCAAUUAUUUGCUUUUCAUACAGGUGGUUGUAAAGACAGAUUCGAUGUUGUGUUUUUAUAGGUUUCCUCUGAGUUUAUAUUCCAUUUUAGUGUGAUACGUUUUGAUACAUUUUGCGACAAAGCCAAGAACCAUGUCCAGAGAUGAACUGCGCGAGGUUGAAGUACAAGUCAGAGGCAAUGAAAACGAAGCACAACACGGACAUCAAAUAAGUAUGAAAGAUAGAGAUCCCACAGCAAUGAAUGAUCACGUGAAGGUAAAUAAACCGACGACACAGGCACUGAAUUUAACACGCUAACCCUUACACUUUCAAAAUGGAUAAAAACGUAUUUGUAUUAUUUACCAAUUUUCAUCCAAGGAUUUACAAUGGAGAAAGAAAUUUUUCUUGGCAUAUGAGUUGCAACCCUUUUCACCCAGUGAAUUAAGUUCUACGACCAUUGGACAAAGCAAUCGUAUUCACGUAAACAUAUGGUGACUAAAACUCCAAAAACACUUCGCAUAAUACAUUCAUUACCACUGAUACUUUCGCGUUUGAAAAUAAUGUUUUCCAUCUGGUACUUUUUUAGUCGACUUAACAGCCACCUCCCAGAUUUUAAAAUCGUAUAUCAAGACGAUGGUGAUCGAUGUUGACUAAGAGCUUGGUCGGCUGAAGAGAUCACUUUGAUUGCAUGACCAGUUCUACAAUGUUUUAAACCAGAUCUUUAACCGUGAGAAAAACAUCAUUGGGUAAAAUAAACAAAAAAACUUCACAGGUGACCCUUGUGAUAGACCAGCACGUCUUCUAGGCCUUCUGGUGUAUAUGAAAAUUUACAGAACUUUUCAGUUCCAGUUACAAGGAAAUUUUCAGACUUUAAUGUUGAAAUAUUUCAUUCCUUUUCAUCUAGGUGUUUUUUCAAGAUGUGUUUGCCGAACCAGAAGGAUCCCAUAGUAUUGAUGGAGUUUGGCGUACUAGCUUCAAGGCCUUUGUUAACACAAAGUUCUGGUGUUACAGAAUAAUUACAGCUAUUCUUGGCAUCCCUACCGCAGUGCUUUGUGGGAUAUAUUUUGCCUGUCUCAGUUUUGAUUAUGUUUGGUGUAUAAUGCCCUGCCUGAAGGCGUACGUUAUUGAGUUGCAAUGCUUAGGCAAAGUAUUUGGGCUCUGCCUGAGAACAUUUUGCGACCCUUUUUUUGAAUCUGUAGCAAAGAUAUUUGGUGGGAUCAAGGUUUCGACGCAAACUGUAUGA
Porites evermanni is the source of this 2941-nucleotide messenger RNA. Lineage: Eukaryota; Metazoa; Cnidaria; Anthozoa; Scleractinia; Poritidae. The record is from the annotation of a GenBank genome assembly.